AUGCCUUACAAAUCUCAGAUACGAAAUUAUAGAAUAUGGCCGCGACGAAGAGUGACAACACAUCCUUCGAUCAGAGAUGUGCUACAGAUCGAAUCCGUUGAUCUGAGUUUCAGAGAAAAUGGGAAAACAUUCCACACGGAUCUGUACGAGCUAAUGGCGCGGCCACGGUUUGCGAAUCGUCCUCGACAGCUGGUCGUUAGACGAGGAGCUCCAUUUGUCGUGCGGCUGCUUUGCAAUCGAUCGUUCGAUCCUUCCGUGGACACCUUGGUGCUGGCAUUCUCAGUGGUUCCUUUUGGUACCGAGAUGAUCUGCUUUGGAAAUGGGACGGAGGUGUACGUUAGGUUGCAGGUAAAAGACACCGAUGGAUGGGAGGACCUUCAGGAUGAAUGGGGAGCAUGGCUGACAAACACGACGGAGAAACAUGGCGGUGAAAUAGAGCUAACAUUGCUGAUCAUGACGCCGUCAAACGCCCCGGUUGCGAGGUGGACGAUGGAGUUUCACUGUCGGUUGGAUACAACGAAUGCAAAAUCCUACAUGAAAAGUCCAUCGCUGGUGUAUCUGUUGUACAAUCCGUGGUGUAAAAAGGAUGCAGUCUUCCUGGAAGUACGCGUCACUCGAGCGCUAGGAUCGGCGUUGAACAGUAGGGAUUUUUACGGCGUGCUGGAAGGAAACUGGACCGGAAAUUACGAACAAGGACGACCACCGUUGUCGUGGGGUGGUUCGGUUAAAAUAUUACAACAGUUUUACGCCACUCUCAAGCCGGUCAAGUACGGUCAGUGUUGGGUGUAUGCUGGCAUCUUUGGGACCGUUUGCAGAGCGCUGGGAAUACCGAUACGUCUUGUAACGAACUUUGAAUCGGCGUGCGACCGGGACUAUUCGCUCACGUUGGACUUCUUUCUUGAUGAACGAGACUCGUUGGAUAUGGGAAUGACGGAGGAGUCGAUCUGGAACUAUCACGUUUGGAAUGAGGCUUGGAUGAAGCGAGAAGACCUCGAAAACGAGCUUUACGAUGGUUGGCAGGUGGUUGACGCAACACCAAUGAUAUUGUCCGAUGGAUUGUAUCGAACGGGACCAUGUCCUGUGGAAGCGAUCAAACAGGGCAACGUGCACAUACCGUACGAUGCGGAAUUCAUCUUUGGUGAAGUGAACGCCGACGUUGUAUAUUGGAUCAGAGGAAAUGAUCUACGACCCUCCAUACCGUUAAAGGUAAACACAAGAAAAGUAGGACACCGAAUCAGCACGAAAGCCAUCGGAUCGGACACGAGGAAGGACAUUACCGAUCGCUACAAGUAUCCGGAAGGCUCUCAUCAGGAACGACAAGUCAAACAAGCAGCCAUGAAGCGCAAUUGUAGUCGAUUUGGCAACUCUGGGCUAGCAAAAAAUCUUCUGUGCGAGGUGGAUGUCGAAAACGAGACGGUUUUGGUUUCUCGUGACAUCGAUUUACAACUGCGAUGCGAUAACGAAUUGGUUUUCGGUACGACGUUCAAAAUGGAGCUAAUCAUCACUAGUCUAAUCGAUUCGAUCGAUGUGACCGGGAAGCUUGUUCUUAAGAUUAGUGACUACACCGGAAGGCAUACGGAGACGAUCAAGAAGAUUCCCUUCUACGUGAGGCUAGUAAUGGAUCACUCGAAAUCCAUCGGGGUUCGCUUGGACUUUGAUGAAUACUUUAGACCAAACCCGGAUCUUACAUGCAUCAAGGUGACCUGUACUGCACGUGUGAAAGGAUACGAUCGAACGUACUUCGCGAUGGACAGCUUUCAUUUGGCUUCACCGACGAUCCGCCUGAGCCUGGUAGAAAACAGUGAAGCUAGUCGAUUGGCCGUGCAGAUAGAGUUCACCAAUCCAUUGCGUGUUCCUCUGACGGAUGGAUUUUUGUUUGUUGAAGGAUCGCGGUUUACUGCGCCUUUUGAGAAACAGUGUGAUCUAAUUCCAGUAGGUGAAACCGCUCAGUUCUUCUAUCCUAUCAAUGUAUCGCAAAGGGGGAAGGCAGUAAUAUCAGUACGGUUUGUGUCGAACGAGCUGAAGAUCGUUGACGGUCACAUUGUUGUAAAAAUUCCUUAG
This is a messenger RNA of Anopheles nili, 2061 nucleotides long. RefSeq names its product annulin-like. The record is from RefSeq and is a predicted model, not a curated record. Gene Ontology annotation, molecular function: protein-glutamine gamma-glutamyltransferase activity. Bases 1 to 2061 code for a protein of 686 amino acids. Gene Ontology annotation, biological process: peptide cross-linking. The transcript is spliced from 4 exons. NCBI's taxonomy places the organism in Eukaryota, Metazoa, Arthropoda, Insecta, Diptera, Culicidae.